CUGUUUCCCGGUCUAUUCCUGGUUGUUCCGCAUUGCUGUCACGCCGCAUCAAACGCUGCCGUCAUGGCGUCGGCGGUCGGUCGUCUUCACCGGGUUUCGGCGUUCACAAAGGUCCUCUCCUCUCGGCUGACCCCCUCCAAGACCGUGACAGCGUGCAGGACUGCUGUGGGCUCCUCCUCCGGGGCUAUUCUGCCCAAACCCAAGAAGACCACCUUCGGCCUUUUGCGGAUUGCGGUGGUAGUGGUUCCCUUCUUGUAUGUGGGGACUCAGAUCAGCAAGAACUUUGCUGCUCUCCUGGAGGAACACGACAUCUUCGUCCCUGUGGACGACGACGACGACGACUGAGGGACCAUCGCCCGUGACAACAGAUUGUUUUGUUGACAAAUCUGGUGAAUUCUUCGCCGGACUUCCUUUGCCCCCGUUUGGACAAGAUUAAGGACUUUCACUGUCUUCGAUGCAGCUUGUAUUAUUGUGAAUUUGCAUGCGGUACUAAAAGCAAGCGGUCCAUACAUAGGAAGUCCUACCACACCUUGCGUGGAAUGAACACCGAAGUCACUCACACUGUAAACAGAUCACAUGACGGACACACAAUAGAAAUAAAUUAAACUGUCAUUAAAAAAAAAUCAAGCUGUCACUGAGCAGAUCCUUUAACAUGUUCAAGGAUACCAUCAAGGGUGGUUGCAGAGUUGGAGUGUUGAGUAGCUUUCCUUUUCUUUGCCACACUGCCAUCGGGAGAGCAGGAGGAGCGAAGACGUCCUUCCUUAAAGUACUUAGGAUUACUUAAUUAUGUACUUUUACAUACCAAACACUUUGGUCAAAACUAACUUUUAGUUUAGUUAAUUAGGUCGACACUAUGUCAUUUAUGGAAGUGUGACCUGAUUGACUUCAAUUACAAUACUAAAUUUAUUUCU
Messenger RNA from Doryrhamphus excisus (bluestripe pipefish), 911 nucleotides. It is a transcript of the gene smdt1a, whose product is annotated as single-pass membrane protein with aspartate-rich tail 1a. Lineage: Eukaryota; Metazoa; Chordata; Actinopteri; Syngnathiformes; Syngnathidae. The record is from RefSeq and is a predicted model, not a curated record. Gene Ontology annotation, biological process: calcium import into the mitochondrion; mitochondrial calcium ion homeostasis. Gene Ontology annotation, cellular component: uniplex complex.